AUGGCCUCAGCACCCAAGGCCCUCUUUUUCGACACGUUCGGUACAGUCGUCGAAUGGCGAUCCUGCGUGUCCAGCGCCCUCCACAGCGCGGCUCAGCACGCCCUCGCCGAUUCAAACAGGGAUAUCCCGGCCGACGCGCGGGCCCGGGCAUCCACGCUGACCGAGUCAGACUGGCUCGGCGUCGCCGAAGACUGGCGACGAUCCUACGGCGUAUUCACCAGCACCUUUGAUGCAUCGAAACCCUUUGUCUCGGUCGAUCAGCACCAUCAUGCCGCGCUGCAGGAUAUCCUGACGCAGCGUGGGAUCCGCGAACUAUUUAACGCGGACGAGCUGUGGCAGUUAACGCUUGCAUGGCACAGACUGAAGCCGUGGCCGGAUAGUGUGCGGGGACUGGAGUUGUUAAAUAGUCGAUUUGUUACGUCGACGCUGUCGAACGGGAAUGUCUCGCUGUUGCAGGACUUGAAGGACUUUGGAUCUUUGCCUUUUGCGCAUUUGAUUAGCUCGGAGAACUUUGGUGCUUAUAAGCCCGCGCCUAAGGUUUAUCUUGGUGCUGCUGAGAUGCUGGGACUAGAGCCGUCGCAGUGUGCUUUGGUUGCGGCGCAUCUUAGGGAUUUGCAGGCUGCAAAGGGCUGUGGGUUCCAGACUGUUUAUGUUGAGAGGGAGAAGGAGGAGACUUGGUCGGCUGAACAGGUGGCGCGGGCUAAGGAGGAUGGGUUUGUAGAUAUUUGGGUGGAUUUGAAUGCAGAUGGGUUUGUUGAGGUUGCUCGGCGGUUCGGUAUUUCGGAAUAG
Molecule: messenger RNA, 789 nt
Organism: Penicillium daleae
Lineage: Eukaryota; Fungi; Ascomycota; Eurotiomycetes; Eurotiales; Aspergillaceae
Product: haloacid dehalogenase, type II
Exons: 1
Coding region: 1-789 (262 amino acids)
Source: RefSeq, a predicted model, not a curated record